AUGUCUCGUAGAGGUAGAGGUAGAGGAGCUAGAGGUACCAAUGACCUCAUGGAACGCAUGGCUCAGAUUCUGGAAGCAAUGGUGCAUAAUCAAGGCGGAGAGCCGGCUGAGUAUCGAGGGUUAUCUGCCUUUGCUAAGCAUGAUCCUCCAGAGUUUGAGGGUGGAUUCAACGCCGAAGGAGCUCAACGAUGGGCUGAGGACUGGUCGAGGUUUGCCGAUCAGACCCUGCCACAGGAAGAUGGCUACAUCCAAUGGGAAGCAUUCAAGAUCAUCUUCCUAGGGAACUACUUUCCCCGAGAUCUAAGGAAGCAGAAAGAUAAGGAGUUCCUUGAGCUAAAGCAAGGAAACAUGACCGUGGGGGAGUAUACAGCUAAGUUCCAAGAGUUAAUGAAGUACUGGCCUCAUUAUCAGUAUGGUGAUGGAGAGGAGGAUCUGUGUGCUUAG
Molecule: messenger RNA, 444 nt
Organism: Abrus precatorius (Indian licorice)
Lineage: Eukaryota; Viridiplantae; Streptophyta; Magnoliopsida; Fabales; Fabaceae
Exons: 2
Coding region: 1-444 (147 amino acids)
Source: RefSeq, a predicted model, not a curated record